Molecule: messenger RNA, 816 nt
Organism: Anopheles stephensi (Asian malaria mosquito)
Lineage: Eukaryota; Metazoa; Arthropoda; Insecta; Diptera; Culicidae
Gene: Srp14
Product: signal recognition particle 14 kDa protein
Exons: 3
Coding region: 130-459 (109 amino acids)
Biological process (GO): SRP-dependent cotranslational protein targeting to membrane
Cellular component (GO): signal recognition particle, endoplasmic reticulum targeting
Molecular function (GO): 7S RNA binding; endoplasmic reticulum signal sequence receptor activity
Source: RefSeq, a predicted model, not a curated record
GUGUUCCAACCGAUCUGUCAAAGCUGCGCCCAUCACUAGCCCCAGAGCCACCUUUCAAAAAUUGACCACGACCACAAUUUGUUUUUGGCCGAAAAUUCCUUUAAUUUUCGAUCGAACUUUUCCAUCAAAAUGGUACUUUUAUCAAAUGAAGAGUUCCUCACGCAGCUCACCCUGUUAGCACAAUCAGCCCGGAAAGAUUCCUCAUUCACAGUCACAAUAAAACGAUACGAUGGACACGAUCGACCGAAACCCCGGGAAGGUAAACCACCGCUACCGACACCUGCCGAGUACAGCUGCCUGAUCCGGGCAAAGUCGCGCUCGAAGAAACUGGCCACCGUGGUCAAGCGGGACGAGGUGGCCAAGUUUAUGGAAUCUUACUCGAAGGUGUUAAAAUCCAGCAUGGACGGGUUGAAAAAGGUGAAGAAAGUGAAAAACAAAGCCAAGGCGGCCCAGGGAUAGUGCAGCAUCAUUCGUUCGGUUUCGGAGUGAAAAUCCGGGUGGGAAACACAAGCGUGUGUGAACGUUUUGUUUUUUUUUUUAAUGGUGUUCACUAGUUUAUCCAUGAACGGUGCAAUGUGGGAUAUGCAGCACGCAGGAAUCAUAAGUGCAUUUUCUUUAUUUCGUUUAAUUGAGCAUACUUCUAUCCAUCGAGCGUGGCGUGUGGGUCACAUAUGUGUGAGAGAAAAACACCGAAUCGUGUGUUUGCGCAGUGCCUGCCGGUCGAACAUACAGGUGGCCACGACACUGUAAUUUUGCUGUAGAAUUAAGCGUGUAAUGAAUUUAAUAUAAAAGGAGAAGAAGAUGAAUUUAAAAAUA